CUUCCACCUUCAAAUCCUCAAAACCAACAUCCAAAACACAAACCCAUUUCAAGAUGGCAAAGCAUUCAUCAGCAGCGAUAACAUUCACGAUACUCAUUGCAGCUCUUCAUCUUGGAAUCUUGAAUGUAUCAGCAACCGACCCGACGCCAGAAGAACCAGGAGUCCACGUAUUCGAGCUCUAUAUGCACGAUAUCCUUGGUGGAAGCAACCCAACAGCUAGGCCUGUGACCGGGCUGCUAGGAAACAUAUACAGCGGUCAAGUCCCGUUCGCUAGACGCAUAGGUUUCCGUGCACCAUCAGGCGGGGUAGCGAUUCCUAACGCUAAUGGUGCCAUCCCGACCGUUAACGCCAAUGGUAUCCCGCUUGGAACCGGUUUAGUUGGUACACAAUUUGCUGGAAAUUUGAACCAAAAUAAUAAUCAAAACCAAGUUGCAGCCCAGUUCGGCCCAGACGGACUUGGGCUCGGGUUUGGGACCAUUACCGUGAUUGAUGACUUGUUAACAGCCGACGCGAAGCUGGGUUCGCAGACGCUAGGGAAAGCACAAGGAGUGUAUGUGUCCAGCUCAGCAGACGGAAGUACGCAGAUGAUGACAUUCACCGCGAUGAUGGAAGGCGGUGAAUACGGAGAUAGUAUCAACUUUUUUGGAGUUUACAGGAUUGGAAGCACGAUGUCUCGCCUGUCGAUAACUGGUGGGACCGGAAAGUUCCUUCAUGCUUGCGGGUUUGCUGAGGUGCGGUCGCUCAUACCGGCUGGUCAGAUUGUUGCCGAUGGAGUCGAGUCUUUGCUCAGGUUGACCGUGCACCUUACCUACUAACUAAAACGAACCAUUUGAGUUUUCGUGUAUGUGUUUGUGUUUGUGUGCUUGUUUGAACAAAAUAUGUCAUCUUGUUUGUAAUUUUCAUUUCAUCAAUGUCAAAAUGAUUUAACGAAA
This is a messenger RNA of Helianthus annuus (common sunflower), 932 nucleotides long. RefSeq names its product dirigent protein 16-like. The transcript has a single exon. NCBI's taxonomy places the organism in Eukaryota, Viridiplantae, Streptophyta, Magnoliopsida, Asterales, Asteraceae. The record is from RefSeq and is a predicted model, not a curated record. The coding region runs from base 54 to 815 and encodes 253 amino acids.